Arxiozyma heterogenica is the source of this 1410-nucleotide messenger RNA. It is a transcript of the gene RXT2, whose product is annotated as Rxt2p. Gene Ontology annotation, cellular component: cytosol; Rpd3L complex. NCBI's taxonomy places the organism in Eukaryota, Fungi, Ascomycota, Saccharomycetes, Saccharomycetales, Saccharomycetaceae. The transcript has a single exon. The coding region runs from base 1 to 1410 and encodes 469 amino acids. The record is from RefSeq and is a predicted model, not a curated record. Gene Ontology annotation, biological process: negative regulation of rDNA heterochromatin formation; negative regulation of silent mating-type cassette heterochromatin formation.
AUGACGGUGAGUGCAUAUGAUAAUAAUAAUAAUAGUAAUAAUAUCAAAAAUAAGAAAAUAGUUAAGAAUUUAAAGAAAGAUGAAGGCAAUGAUAGUAAUGAAGAAUUUAAUGAACAGUUAUUCAUUAAAGCAUUUUCUCAAAGAAUAAUAAGAGAUAGAACAGGUAAUUUUCCACAUUAUAAAAGGCCAUUGAAUGAGAAUCUUAAUAAAGAUAGUACUAGGACCACUAGUAACAUAUUUGAUUCUGUUGAUUCUAAAAUUUUUACUAAUCGUGGUAACAAAUUGUUACAAAAUUCAGAAUAUGUUACAAAGAGAAAGUUGUUUAAUCCAAUGGCAUUAAACGAGGAUGUUAUCUAUUAUAAUGGUUCUGAGCAUAAAUUGUUACAUAGAAAAAAAGUGAAAUUUUCAAACAAUGAAAUACAAAAUGAUAAUAAUAUUCUCGAGGAUGAUAUGAAUGAUCAGGAUAUUGAUUUACAUAAAUUGGUUAAUGUCAGAGAUAUUCUAACUCCUAUUUCAUCUUUAUCUGAUAUUGUCAAUAAACCAAGUACAUUACGGAUAUUUCAAAAUAAAAUUAUGUAUGAUUUAUCAUUAAAAAUUGUUUUAAUGAUUGAAAGGGAACAAUCUUUUGUCAAUAGAUAUUCAAAUUUGUUAGAUAUUUUCCUUGGUGAUUAUCCAAACCCUUUGUAUGAAUCAAUAUUAAAAUUGAAAGAUUAUGAUCACAACUUAAUAUUACCAGAUAAAGAAGAUGACGAGGAGGAGAAUAAAGAAAUGGUGGAGGAAAUGGGAACAAAAAAUAAGAACAUUGAGAAACAAAAAGAUAUUAAUGGGAAUGAAAGAAAUAACACUGAUAAUACUGUUGAAGAUCCAUUUUUUGCUUUGCCAGAGAUUUCAAAUAAAGACGGUUUGAAAUUACUUAUAGGUGACAAUAAUGAUAUUAGUGAUCUUAAUAAAAUCAGUAAUAUUAAUGACCAGUUUGAGUUAACAAGACAAAUGACACAGAUUGCAUUGCAAAGAAAUGAAGAAUUCAUAAGAAAUCUGUUAAAGAUAAGAAAUUUCUUAGAUAAAUCGAAUAGAAUACGGGAAAGGAUUUUAUCAUGGAGUAAAGAAUCUGUAGGGAUCCAGGACGAUGAUGUUACGGUUCCUAGUGUUUUGCGUGUAGUGAAACGUGGUUUGAUUAGCGCCACAACAAAUCAAACAGUUAGGGAAACAGAUGAAAACGUAGAUGAGAACACUAAUAAUGAUAAAGAAAACAGUAAUAAUAACAAUAAUAAUAAUAAUAAUAAUAAUAAUAAUAAUAAUAAUAAUAAUAAUAAUAAUAAUAAUAAUAAUAAUAAUAAUAAUAAUAAUAAUAAUAAUAAUAAUAAUAAUAAUAAUAAUAAUAAUAAUGACGAUAAAGAAAGAGGAAAUUAA